AUGUUUCAGGACUCCAAAGUCUCUCAUCUCCGCUGCGCCCUCGUUACGGCGCUCUUCUUCGCCACCGUUUCUCUUUCUUGCUUAAUUCUUCUCAGAGACGUUGAUUCCUACCGAUUCUUCUCUGGAUUCCCUUCCUCUUAUCAUCUCGCUCGUUUUUCUACCUUUUUUCCGUUGGUGUCGAAUGAUCUCGCUGUGACUAGCAAUGAAUAUCCGCUUGAAAAAAUCUUGAAUGACGCUGCCAUGGAAGACAAAACUGUUAUCUUGACCACGUUAAAUGAAGCAUGGGCAACUCCAAAUUCUGUCAUUGAUCUUUUUCUUCAGAGCUUCAGAAUAGGAGAUCGUACUCGUAGGCUUUUGAACCAUUUGGUAAUUGUUGCAUUGGAUCAAAAGGCAUUUGCACGCUGUCAGGUUAUACAUACCCAUUGCUUUUCUCUUGCUAGUAAAGAAGCUGAUUUUCAUGAAGAAGCAUACUUUAUGACUCCUAGCUACUUGAUGAUGAUGUGGAGAAGGAUUGAUUUCUUGCGUUCUGUUCUUGAGAUGGGAUACAAUUUUGUGUUCACGGAUGCUGAUAUUAUGUGGUUUAGGGACCCAUUUCCGCAGUUUUAUCUUGAUGCAGAUUUCCAGAUAGCGUGUGAUCAUUUCACAGGUAGCUCUGAUGAUGUACAGAACAGACCCAAUGGAGGAUUCAACUUUGUAAAGUCCAAUAAUAGAUCAAUAGAGUUUUACAAAUUCUGGUACUCUUCUCGAGAAACUUAUCCCGGAUACCAUGAUCAAGAUGUCCUUAACUUCAUCAAGGUUCACCCUUUCAUUGCUGAUAUUGGACUGAAGAUGAGAUUUCUGGAUACAACUAAUUUUGGUGGGCUUUGUGAACCUAGUAAGGAUCUAAACCAGGUUUGUACGAUGCAUGCAAAUUGUUGCUUUGGUAUGGAUAGCAAGCUUCACGACCUUCGGAUUAUGCUUCAGGAUUGGAAACAUUAUUUAUCAUUACCUCCAAGUUUGAAGAAACUGUCAGUUGUUUCCUGGAGGGUUCCUCAAAAAUGCAGCCUUGAUGCUCUCAGGAACGAUGGUUCACCAGAGGAAAAUGAUUAA
Molecule: messenger RNA, 1089 nt
Organism: Lathyrus sativus (Indian pea)
Lineage: Eukaryota; Viridiplantae; Streptophyta; Magnoliopsida; Fabales; Fabaceae
Source: the annotation of a GenBank genome assembly